AUAGCACUUCCCUUUUCAAGUGGUGGGCUUUUCCACUUCCCCAACCCAUAAUUUAAUGUAUGUGGAUCCCCAGGAGAGGCAACGGCUGUUUUGCUACCUACCCCUCAAGCCUGCCACGCCCCUAAUGACAGAUAAGCAUUGAUCAUAACUCCUAACCAGAAUAUUUAUAACCCAGAGCCAGUGAAUGAACAGCUAAUCAGCAAGGAACAAAUGCUCCUUCAUUUGAGAUGCAGAACUUUCCCCCAGAGACUUAAUUCUUCCACAGGUUGAGCCUGGGAAAUCCUCAAGCCUUUGGCUCAGGUCUGGCUAGCAUCCCAGAUGACCAGCUGUGCGAAAGAGGGUUUCUUUUAUCUCUCUGAUUGAUGAAAGGAUGUUCUCUAAGGCAGGCAGGGCAGAGGGCACUUUCAGCUCAUUCUAGAUUCCCUUGGCCCAUUUUUGGGUAAGUGCCGGUGUUCUAGAAAGGUGAGGAUGCUAAGUUCUAGAAUGAUUUUCCCUCAAGAUCGGUCCUGGCACAUUAGAACAGCAUCUUGUACUUCAGCUGGGAAUAAAUUGCCUUGGCUGUCUCCUCUGGAGUUUAUUACUUCGUUUCCUGGCUGUUUGAGCCUUUCUCCUUCUAGUGGCCUCUCAGCAAUGAUUUUUAAAACGCCAUAGGUCUUCGGUGCCUUGAGUUUUGCCCUGGCUCCCUCAAAAACCUCCUUCCUACAAGCAUGAGGCUGGCUCACACCACCGUGCUCCUGUGGGCCUGGGGUAGUGUCCAGGCUUUUGAAAUUGUGGGGAAGGAGAACAUUUUUCAGAGGACACCUUGCCCUGCUUUUCUGAUGUUUGAAAAUGCUGCCUAUCUGGCUGACAUGAGCUUUGAGCUCCCCUGUCACUGCAAACCUGAGGAUGUUUCUGCUGUGGUCUGGUAUUACCAAAAGUAUCUGGGGAGCAGCCACACCACAGUGCUUACAGACUUCGAUGGCCGGUUGCUUACGGAGGCUGCUUUGGUUCGAGUCGGCAGUAGUAUGCUGACACGCUUCAGUAUCCGCAUGUUCAGCCUGUUGGUUUUCCGGGCCCAGCCGGAGGACACAGGCCUGUAUUUCUGUGGCACCCGAGACGGGGAUUAUUUUUAUGCCUAUGAUGUGGACAUCCAGAGCAAUAAAGGAAUUGUGGCCAGUUUCAAGGACAUGGGCCAGGAGCCAUUGGCAGAUGAGUACUACGGGAGCCUCCAUGUCUUUACCACCUUCUGGGAGUGGACCCCCUGUGACCGCUGUGGGGUGCAUGGGGAACAGUGGCGCCUUGGACUCUGCUACUUGCAGAACCCUGGCCUCUCACCUCGAUACAUUAAGACUCUGCCAGAUGUAGUGUCCUGUGGCUCUCGGGCUGUGCCAUGGGAACUGCACAUCAAGACCAAGUAUCACACACCUGAGCUGCUGAUUCAGAGCUGCCUAGUGUCCUGUAAGAAGAAUAAAGUCCGGGAGGGUAUGCAGGCAAUCUACAACUACGUGUCCAAACUGGGCAGCCGGCCCCGGGUGCCUCAGGUUCCCAUUCAAUUCCAUCAGCAGAGACUGGGUCACGGCCUCAUCAUCUCCUGUCCCGGGGCCCGACCAGAGCAUGCUGUGGCCUGGGACAAGGACAGUCAGCCCCUCUACCGUAGCCAGUACCUAAAAGGUGUGAACAGAUCCAUGAGAGUUUUCAUCGACCAUGGCAACCAUCUCCACAUCCGAUUCACCCAGCUGAGUGACCGGGGCAUCUAUUACUGCUGGCGGCAAGGGUUGAGAAUUGCUGGCUUCCGGUUGGGUGUAACAUCUCGAGGGCGCUACCCAGCCUCACUCUCAGACCCUGAGACUGGAACAGCCAUAGAGCUCACCCUGAUAGGCUAUCUGCUCAUCACCGUUGUCUUCGUCACCAUUCACCUCUGUCGUUGCUGUUGCCAAUCUCGCUGUUGUCCCAAUUUCUCUGCCCAAACCCUUCUCCAGCUGUGACGACCAGUCGUGUUACAAUAUGUUUGUUAAAUGAUACCAGAGGCUUCUGGUGGGCACCUUGGGCUGGGACACGUGACAGUGUGAUGAAGGAGUCUA
This is a messenger RNA of Arvicanthis niloticus (Nile rat), 2060 nucleotides long. It is a transcript of the gene Fam187a, whose product is annotated as family with sequence similarity 187 member A. The record is from RefSeq and is a predicted model, not a curated record. Lineage: Eukaryota; Metazoa; Chordata; Mammalia; Rodentia; Muridae.